Messenger RNA from Phytophthora nicotianae INRA-310, 1857 nucleotides. RefSeq lists its product as hypothetical. Gene Ontology annotation, biological process: protein targeting; Golgi to lysosome transport. The coding region runs from base 28 to 1503 and encodes 491 amino acids. Lineage: Eukaryota; Oomycota; Peronosporomycetes; Peronosporales; Peronosporaceae. The transcript has a single exon. The record is from RefSeq and is a predicted model, not a curated record. Gene Ontology annotation, cellular component: clathrin adaptor complex; trans-Golgi network; cytoplasmic vesicle.
UAUAGAGGGAUCUUACCGCGCUUACAAAUGUUCACAGUUCUUAUAUCCGUCCUGUCGUGCGCUCGAUCUUCGUCCUUUAUCCUCCCUCGACCAACACAGACUGAGCCUUUGACGUGGCACCUCCGAAGCGCGGCUAGCUCACCACCAGGCGCAAUAGCCAUGUCGUCGUCCAUCUCGCAGUUCUACAUCCUGUCGACGCGGGGCGACACCAUCAUCUUCAGCGACUUCCGAGGCGACGUAGAGAGCAACUCGGCCGAGAUUUUCUUCCGCAAAGUCAAAUUCUGGGAGAAGGGAGACGCUCCCCCAACGUUCAACGUGGACGGCGUCAAUUAUCUGUUCGUUAAGAAGAACGGACUGUACUUUGUAGCCACCACACGCUACAAUGUGAGUCCCAGCUACAUCCUGGAGCUGCUUACGCGUCUGUGCCGCGUGUUCAAAGACUAUUGCGGCGUGUUGAGUGAGGAGACGCUGCGUAAGAACUUUAUUCUUUGCUACGAGCUACUGGACGAGACACUGGACUAUGGCUUCGCUCAGGACACGAGUACGGAGGGCCUCAAGGUGCACGUACACAACGAGGCUAUCCUUGUAGGCGACGCUGUGCUGUCCAAGCCCAAGGCAGGCUCUAAAUUCAUGAACCGCAGCUCCAAUAUCAAGGCUGCUAGCGCCGUCAAGAAGCCUGUGGCUACAGCUGGACAGAGCUCCAAGAAACAGGACGAGAACGAGCUCUUCUGUGACAUCCUGGAGCGACUCAACGUCGUCUUCUCCUCGGGCGGACAGAUGCUCAAUGCUUCUAUCGAAGGACGCAUCCAACUCAAGAGCUACUUGUCUGGCAACCCAGAAUUGCGACUCGCACUUAAUGAAGACCUGGUUAUCGGCAAUACUGGAGCCAGACAAUACGGACAGGUGGUGCUGGACGACUGCAAUUUCCACGACUGCGUGCAGCUGGACGAGUUCGAGCGCGACCGUGUGCUGAUCUUCCAGCCUCCGGACGGAGAGUUUACCGUCAUCAACUACCGUAUUACCGGUGACUUCCGUGCCCCUUUCCGUAUCUUCCCGUUCGUGGAGGAACUGUCCCCUACUAAGAUCGAGAUGGUGCUCAAGAUCCGCGCCGAUAUGCCCGAGAACAACUACGGCGCGAACGUCAUUAUCCGCUUCCCCGUGCCACAGUCCACUGUGGCAGUGUCCUGUGAUAUUGGCAAGAGCGCAGCAGGGCAAUUGGCAGAGUAUCGCGAGAACGAGAACCAGGUGCGUUGGGCCAUCAAGCGCUUCACGGGAGGAACAGAACUCACGCUGCGAGCCAAGAUCACGCUGGGCCAGCCCAGUCCACACGUGCGGCGUGAGAUCGGCCCUGUGAGCAUGAACUUUGAGAUCCCCAUGUACAAUACCUCGAGUCUGCAGGUGCGCUAUCUGCGUAUCCCGGAGCACGCGCGUCAUCCCAACUACACGUACAAGCGAUGGGUGCGCUAUGUGACGCAGUCCAGUUCUUACGUGUGCAGGAUUUAGUCCGAUAAGGCAAAGAGAGCGCAGAAGUCAGGACAGUGAGGCGUAAGCGUUAGGUAGCCCAGCAGCGGGAUCUUAGACAUACCUGGGACGCACGGGAGCUUAGUAGAAGACGACGACCACUCCGGACUACCGUCAAGGCAUCAUACUCCCCCUCCAUUAAGCACCUCGAGAAUCGAAUUACCUGUUUGUGUUUUGCUGCGUCUACCAACCUCCCCAUUAUCAUCUAUGUAUCAUUAUCUGACCAAGCAGCAAAGAGAUAUCUAACGUGUUAGCUUCGAGCACUUAACACCGUACAUGUACCAUUCCUAGUGUUUCAGAUGCUCUUCAGCUAGACAAGCGGGCCUACCUACUCCU